AUGAAGGCCAAGAGCGCAAAAGCCAAAUCAAAAAGACUAGGCAAGGCUGAGUCGCUUACAGGAGAUGCUUGGCGUCACGUCCGGGUGACUGAAGCGCUCAAGUUGAAGCUAGUCCACCUCCAGGACAAGUGGCUGACAGUCCCUGCGCUCAAAGCGCAUGGGGAAAUCCGCAAGCCUAUCACGCCAAGCGCUGAGCGCUUCUUGAGGAAGCUCGAAGCAAAUGGUGGUGAACGAGUGCCUCGGAGUCGCAAGUGGGGAAGUCGGGGCGUGCGCACCUAUCAAGAUGAGUGGGUCUGGCCAAAGAAGAACGAGGACUACUUGUUCCCAGCCCUCCGUGAAGACGCAGAGCUUCAGCGGCGGAACAAAGAUGUGGUUUCGGCUGCCAUCCGGCGCAUCCGCAAGUCCUACACGCCCCCGGCAACAUCUCCAACAUUCGGUCUCAUUCUGGCCGGCAGCGAAGCAUAA
Molecule: messenger RNA, 465 nt
Organism: Effrenium voratum
Lineage: Eukaryota; Dinophyceae; Suessiales; Symbiodiniaceae
Source: the annotation of a GenBank genome assembly